UUCUUGCAUGAGUGGAUCAAGAAACUUUAAGAUGGCUAAAGUAGAGGAUACAGGAAAUGGAGGCACACCAGUAGCCCAUAUUGAUUCUCCUGGAAAAUAUUCUCACUUAAAGCCUACUGUUGAAGAGAAAGGUCCUAUUCCUGAAAAAGCAGCAGGAAUGAAUUUUCUACAAACAUCCAGAUCAGAAUUAGACUUAGAAGUGACACCAGAGGAAGAGCAAGAAAGGCUUAAUGGAAGUGAAAAUAACCACCCACAGGUUGAAGAAGAGGAAAAGAUGCACAACAGUAGUGAAGUGGCUGUAAUAGAAAACGUGCACAAUGCUGACGCUGACGACAGCAAUGGAUUAAUUCAACAAAGGAAGCGCGAACAAACUGAUAAGCAGCCAUUCCCUGUUAUAGGGAGUGAAUAUUCUGAUAGAUCUACAGAGAAAACAUCGUAUGAAGAGAAAACAUUUAGUGAUGAAAACAAGGUCAAACAGAAAUUUAAUUCCAUGGAUGACCUUGAUGACUUAACUCAGUCAUCUGAAACAUUUUCGGAACAUUGUGAGUUGCCUUACUCCAACUGUAAGAAUUUCAUGUUGCUAAUUGAACAACUUGGCAUGGAUUGUAAAG
This is a messenger RNA of Artibeus jamaicensis (Jamaican fruit-eating bat), 611 nucleotides long. RefSeq names its product ankyrin repeat domain-containing protein 26-like. The annotation marks the transcript as partial. The record is from RefSeq and is a predicted model, not a curated record. The transcript is spliced from 7 exons. Lineage: Eukaryota; Metazoa; Chordata; Mammalia; Chiroptera; Phyllostomidae.